This is a messenger RNA of Cololabis saira (Pacific saury), 2098 nucleotides long. Its product is annotated as tripartite motif-containing protein 16-like. The coding region runs from base 269 to 2002 and encodes 577 amino acids. Gene Ontology annotation, molecular function: zinc ion binding; protein binding. NCBI's taxonomy places the organism in Eukaryota, Metazoa, Chordata, Actinopteri, Beloniformes, Belonidae. The transcript has a single exon. The record is from RefSeq and is a predicted model, not a curated record.
AACAGGAGCGUUUCCUGUUCUGAAAGAGUUCAAGUGUUUUUAUCUCAGACAUCUUAUCCUGCUAGAGACUGAUAAACCGGCAGAUCCAGUCUGAGCAGGUUUCCUGGUUCCCUCCCCUGCAGAUCUGCAGCUAUAAAACAGGUCUGAACAACACGAGCUGAACACAGAGCUGACAGCCUCCGUUCUCGGCACACCAGAUUUGUAGAUCAGAGCUCAGACUAUAUUCACCUUUGAGGAAGUAAAACUGUCUCAGUUAUCGACAGGAGAAAUGGCGCAGAAAGGAGAUCAGCUGGACCAGGAAACCUUUUCUUGUUCGAUCUGUUUGGAUCUUUUAAAGGAUCCGGUGACUAUUCCCUGUGGACACAGUUACUGUAUGAACUGUAUUAACAACUUCUGGGAUGAAGGUGAGAAGAAACUCCCCAGCUGUCCUCAGUGUAGACGGACGUUCAUACCGAGACCUGAGCUGCUGAAAAGCACCAUGUUAGCAGCUUUAGUAGAGCAGCUGAAGAAAACUGGACUCCAAGCUGCUCCUGCUGAUCACUGCUAUGCUGGACCUGAAGAUGUGGCCUGUGAUGUCUGCUCUGGGAGAAAACUGAAAGCUGUCAAGUCCUGUUUGGUCUGUCUGGUCUCUUACUGCGAGAAACACCUUCAACCUCACCAUGAUUCAUCUUCUUUCAAGAAACACAAGCUGGUGGAUCCCUCCAAGAACCUGCAGGACAACAUCUGCCCUCGUCAUGGUGAGGUGAUGAAGAUGUUCUGUCAUACUGAUCAGAAGUGUAUCUGUUAUCUCUGCUCUGUGGAGGAACAUAAAGGCCACGACAUAGACUCAGUUGUAGCAGAAAGGACCGAGAGGCAGAGAGAGAUGGAGGUGAGUCGACAACAAAUCCAGCAGCAGAUCGAGGACAGAGAGAAAGAUGUGAAGCUGCUUCAGCAGGAGGUGGAGGCCAUCAAUCAGUCUGCUGAUAAAACAGUGGAGGACAGUGAGGAGAUCUUCACUGAGCUGAUCUCUCUCCUCCAGAAGAGAAGCUCUGAUGUGAAGCAGCAGAUCAGAUCCCAGCAGGAAACUGAAGUGAGGAGAGUAAGAGAGCUGGAGGAGAAGCUGCAGCAGGAGAUCACUGACCUGAAGAGGAGAGACGCUGAGAUGAAGCAGCUCAGAGACACCGAGGACCACAACCAGUUCCUCCACAGCUGCCCCUCACUGUCACCACUCAGUGAGUCCACACACUCCUCCGGCAUCAGCAUCCGUCCUCUCACACACUCCUCCAGCAUCAGCAUCCGUCCUCUCACACACUCCUCCAGCAUCAGCAUCCGUCCUCUCAGGUACUUUCAGGAUGUGACAGCAGCUGUGUCAGAGGUCAGAGGUCAACUACAGGACAUCCUGAGAGACACUUGGACACAUGUCUCACUGGCCGUAACUGAGGUGGAUGUUUUACUGGCACAACCAGAACCAAAGACCAGAGCUGGAUUCUUGAAAUAUUCAUGUGAAAUCACUCUAGAUCCAAACACAGUACACAAACGGCUGUUACUGUCAGAGGAGAACAGAAAGGUGACUUUUAUGGACCAACAUCAUUCCUAUUCUAGUCAUCCAGACAGAUUCACUAAUCUUUAUCAGGUCCUGAGUACAGAGAGUCUGACUGGACGUCGUUACUGGGAGGUGGAGAAGAAAGCAGGUGUAGUUCGUGUAUCAGUUUCAUACAAGAAUAUCAGCAGAUCAGGGGAGGAAGGUUUAUUUGGAAACAAUGACAAAUCUUGGUCACUACGUUGUCUCUCAGACGGAUAUGAAUUUUAUUACAACAGCAUCCAAACCUCCAUCUCAGGUCCUCUGAGCUCCAGAAUAGGAGUUUUCCUGGAUCACAGAGCAGGUGUUCUGUCCUUCUACAGCGUCUCUGGAACCAUGACCCUCCUCCACAGAGUCCAGACCUCCUUCACUCAGCCGCUCCACGCUGGAGUCGCGGUUGGUUACGCUGAUGGAGAAUCAGCUGAGUUCUGUAAACUCAAAUAGACUUAUUUACUCUUCAUGUCUUUAUUGAUUUUCUUUUCUUCUCAGAGAUGAACGUCUCAAACUCUGAUGGAUGGAGGGAAGUUUUUGUUCUAUAAG